CGAAUUAACGCUGGGCUGGAUUUUCAACGAGGUUAACGCAAAUGUCCAAAAUGCUCAGGCUCGAGUUAGUUGGUCUUGUCCUUUUGGCAUGCACCCAAAUACUAACCGAGCACCGAGACACUUACGACUAUGGGAAUCAAUACGGACACCAGAGACAAUACGAUUAUCAGGAAGAGAAAUUCACACGGGAAGUUAGCGUUGCACGUCAAGGAAGGCUGCGCGGUAUCGUCGUGCAUUUCAGGAGGCAUCCGAACCUUCAACCCGUCGACGUUUUUCUCGGGGUGCCUUACGCCGCGCCGCCCCUGGGCACCCUCAGAUUCACCCCGCCUCGGUCACCAAGGCCCUGGAGCGGGGUUCGUCAUUCAAAUCGCUUCGCUCCGGUCUGUCCUCAAGUACUUCCGGAUCUGCACACGGAAGUGACACCCGGUCGUUACGAGUAUCUCAAGAGGCUACUUCCGUACCUGAGAAAUCAGAGCGAGGACUGCCUGUACCUAAACGUUUACGCGCCGCAUCAAAAAGAAGGUCAACGGACCCUGCGAAAGUAUCCAGUGAUGGUUUUCAUCCACGGUGAAAGCUUCGAAUGGAACAGCGGAAAUCCUUACGACGGUAGCAUGCUGGCAAGUUACGGUGACGUUGUAUUCGUCACGAUUAAUUUCCGCCUCGGAAUUCUCGGUUUCCUCAGGCCAGGAACGAACGACAAUGCAUCGAGUAAUUUUGGGCUGCUGGAUCAAGUCGCGGCUCUGUUGUGGCUGCAGGAAAAUAUCGCUGAAUUUGGUGGUGACCCCAACAGCGUAACGCUUGUCGGCCAUGGCACUGGCGCAAUAUUUGCCAAUUUACUACUCAUAAGUCCUGUGGCCAUCAAGGGUACCGGGUUAUUCAAGCGUGGAAUUCUGAUGUCCGGAUCAGCACUGAGUGCCAAUGCAAUUGGAAAAGCCCCGCUGCAGGUGACCAAACAGGUCGCCCACGCUCUGAACUGCCCGACAACGUCGGACGAGGAUUUGUCAAAUUGCUUGCAGAAUCGACCCCUCGAUUCCCUCCUCGGUGUUCGUAUCGUUAAGCCGUUACACGUACCGGCUUACGCCCCCCUGAUUGACGGUGCAGUUGUUCUUAAGAACCCGUUCGAGCUGAUGGAAAGUACCGAGGUAUUUGGCAGGUACGAUUUGAUGUACGGUGUUACCGAGUCGGAGAAGUUUCACGAACUUCCACCUGUCGCUCUGCUACACGGACUUCUCGAAAACGAGAGAGACAGCUUUCUCCGUGAACAUUUAAAGGCGACGCACGAGCUCGAACCAGAACUGGUGCUGUCAAAGAUCCUGGAGCACUACGGUGAUUACUCGGACGGAUUCACGAACGGUUUCGCGAUUAAAAAUCGUGAAUUAGUCCUGCAGGCGUUAUCGGACAGUGGCACUGUCGCCCCCCUCCUCAUGACCGGUAAAUUGCACGCGAAAGUCAACCCGAAGAGCUACAUGUACGUUUUCUCUCAUCCGAGAGCGAUGCAGGACUACUACGGGCAGCAUCACCAGCGAACGGUCCACGGGGAGGAGCUGCCCUACAUCCUGGGUAUCCCGGUCGGUGGUGGAAAGUACCAUUUACAAGAGAGAUAUAACAUCGGUGAAGUAUUGUUCUCCGAGGCGAUGAUGACCUGGUGGUGUAACUUCGCGCAUACCGGGAAUCCUAAUGCCCCGAGAAGAUCAACAUUCCUGACCGAUGGAGCCAAGGAGUGGCAGCAGUAUGAACUCGACUGGCCUGAGUAUAACCCCGAAAAUCAGACCUACUUCAACCUGACCAUACCACCGGAAGUUGGUACACGGUACAGAUAUGCAGAGAUGAAGUUCUGGAACGAAGAAUUACCGGAAUUAAUCAGACGGCCAAACGGUGAAACUAUGCCUGCGCCUGUCGACACGCCGGUAAGACGAAGACCGACGAUUUUGGACAUCGCUGAUGGGAUAACUGACCGUUCAGGUCAGGCAAGGCCGGGAUUUGACUACGGAGUAAAGACUUACCAGCGACCUGAGCAAACGAGAGAGUCAUCGGGUACGGAAACGGAGAGCAUGAAUAGAUUUCCGGGGCUGUUCAACCAGGCGAAUACCGGAGAGAAGAGUGCAGGAGCGGACGAAGAAGUCGCAACGACGCCGGAGUCGAGCACGAGUCGAAGUUCGUCCGCGAUAUCGCUGGUCGUUGGCUUUGGCGUGGUGUUCCUGCUGAUAAAUUUAACCGCAUUUUUUUACCUUUACCACAAGCGGCACAACCUGAAAAACAAGGAAAAGAGCCUGAAGCGAAGGUUGAGCCAGAAGGACGAGGGCUCGAAGCGGUCAAAGGUGGAUAAACAGGGCGUGAAGAACGUUGAACUCGGGCACAAGAACGACAGCAAACCGGACCUGAACGAGGUUCUGAAGAGUGACAAGGCUUACGACAACAAUUCAAAUUUUGGUAGACGGUCGAAACUCUCGCGACAAAAUUCCAGCUCGACCAUCGACACCCACAUCAAAGUCAGAGAGUGGAUUCAGCAGGAAAUAGUUCACAGAUGCUCUCCAAGGUUCCUGAGAAAAACACGUGAAACCUUGCAGAAGGAGCAUCACGAGAAGUUGAGUAAACAGCAGGAGGAAGAGCGUCGCAAGCUCCAACUGGAGAAGAUAAUGAGCAGAAAAGAAGAGCCGAUAUACGAUUCAAAUCCAAAGAUCACCGUGAGACCCGGGAAAAAGUUGAAGCCCUCCAGAGUCCCGAAGGUCUCAGUGGCCAUCGACGCGACUCCAGCGACCAGGACUGAGUCGGUACUGAACCAGAUUCCGAUCGAGCUGGCACAGGGGGAGGCAUCGCAGUUCCAGAACCGCCUGGAUGAUCUUCACUCCGAGACGCCGGACUCGAGCUCGGGGGCCACUGCGCCACAGGUUGUGGUCAUAGAACAUCACCAUUCAAAAAGUGACCCACUGCCGAUGAAUGGAGCAGCAAAGAUCAGCGAAUCGGACUACGGUAGUGGAAGCAGUCUUUACGCAAAGGUGAACACCAAACUGAAGUCACGGUUGCCGAGGAUCGGUUCACCGCAGAGUUCAAUCGGAACGGGAACGGGCAGCGAGAACCUGUACGACCAGGUUUCGACGGACGAUAGCAGCCUGCACGUCACUUCGAAGCUGACGACCUUCGGAGGAGGCGACAUCAACGUCACGUGCAGAGAACCCUGCACCGAGGUGCGGGACACCGUGAGUCCGGAGGAGGCGUUGAGGACCAUAAAGCGCAGGAAGUAUCCGAAGGUGCUACCGGACAUCGAGAAACGCCGGUCUUUACCGGCACCGAACAGUCUCUUUCUACCCAAGCAGUACGGCAACUCGUUGAAGGACUACAAGAACGGUUCGCAGCCGAAUUCACCAUCGAAUCACAACCUCCCUCCGCUUCCACCACCGCGAGUAUUUGGCACCUCGAAGAGCCUCGACCUUGCCGAGGAGGGGGAGCAGGUCGAGGCUGAGCCCAUAACCACGAACCUGCACGUCGGGCCUCUGCUGAAGCGGCAGGAUUCGACGAACAAGAAUAACUCGGAUCCGAAUCUCAUCGAGGCCUUCAAACGCAACGAGCAUAUUCCGGCGACUGAGCAGACGAUGAACCAGUCGCAGAGCUCAGGAAAUAUCAACGGUAAUAUUCACGGGCUGGAGCUCAGAGCUGCCGUACAGCUGUCAGCACCGAGUCUUAACCAGGCGGCUGGAUUCUUGGGAAACAAGACUGGUAACCCGAACUGGUACAGGACAAAACCGAAGCCCAUAGAGCCCUCAAGUGCUGCCCCUGAUUUUAGCAUCGGGAAUCCAAACUGGUACAAACCUUUAGCGAGUCUAAGUGACGGCAAUAUAUCACCAGCUGUUAUCACAGUUCCUCCUGUCCAGGAUAAGGAUGCGAAUUCUGGCAAGACAGCCGGUGGUGGCUCGAGCCAAAACUUGAUCCCAAACUCCUGCUCGACCAACAGCAGCGAAAGUUUACAGCCGAGUGUUAAUCCGACGCAAAACUGGGAGACGAAGGGACCCGCGGUGGAACCGAAGAUCGUAAUCACUCCAAGAGUGGGCAACCUCUUGGGACAGUCGGGACAAAGUCUAAGUCACAGUGUAUCGAAUAUGUGUCAAAGGCUGAUUAACCAGGAGGAUAGACUGGAACCGAAGAUCAUAAUAACCCCGCACAGCUGCAAAGGCCCGGGAGUGGGAGCCGGUCUGAAGCAGCCAAAGAUCAUAAUCAAGCCUUCCACAAAUCCGCACAAGACCAGGGACAACAAAAACAUACCAAAGGUAUCAGCGAUCCCCUCACCGGAGUGCCAGAACCUGAGGAACACGGAGAAGGACAGGAGCUUCGACAGGGAUCAACUCACCCUCGAGAAACCCCCGCUGAAAGAGAAGCCCAAGGUCACAAGGAUACCAUCGUUCUCCAAAAAGAAGGAGGACCUGAUGCCGAAGUUGGAAAAGUCGCCGAGUCCUGUUUACGCCGAGAAGGCCGAGGUCGUGCAGAAGGUCGAGGCCGUUCUCGGUGGCAAGGUCACCGAUAUUUCUCUCCCUCCAACCACGGAACACAAGUCCUCCGGCAUACCGAUGUUCACCAAGAAGAACAGCGAGGCAUCGUCGAGCACUGACUCUUCCAACAGCACCGGCUAUUCCAACCCCUCAAACACGGGGACGAUCAAGAAGAAACCGAAGUAGUUGCAAGAACACAGUGAUGAUUCUAAUGAGCAAUAAAUCACAGACUCUACAUACGCAGAUCAGCUGUUGGUAGUUGUUCUAUUUGUGGUUAUAAAGCCAGUGUUGAUCGAAUGAUUUUAGAGUAUUACUCCACGUUUUUAGACAGAUCUCUAGUUCCAGUAGUUUUACAUCUUCGAUUAUCCACGGUAGUUCCGUAUCACGUGGUUAAUCACUAGUUAAUCAGACAUAUUGUUGACUAUUUAAACAUAUUUAUUCUUUCUA
Messenger RNA from Diprion similis, 4928 nucleotides. RefSeq lists its product as uncharacterized. The coding region runs from base 42 to 4667 and encodes 1541 amino acids. The transcript is spliced from 12 exons. Gene Ontology annotation, biological process: chemical synaptic transmission; modulation of chemical synaptic transmission; synaptic vesicle endocytosis. Gene Ontology annotation, cellular component: cell surface; postsynaptic membrane; synapse. The record is from RefSeq and is a predicted model, not a curated record. Gene Ontology annotation, molecular function: neurexin family protein binding; signaling receptor activity. NCBI's taxonomy places the organism in Eukaryota, Metazoa, Arthropoda, Insecta, Hymenoptera, Diprionidae.